Messenger RNA from Racocetra persica, 317 nucleotides. Lineage: Eukaryota; Fungi; Glomeromycota; Glomeromycetes; Diversisporales; Gigasporaceae. The record is from the annotation of a GenBank genome assembly.
AAAAUCCUGAAGUUAAAGAAUUAUUUCAAUUUAUUUCUCCAUAUAUAAAAUUACCUAACCAAAAAUCACUUAGCAAUUGUAUUUUAAUGAAUACAACUAACAAAGUUCAGACAACAAUUAAAGAUCUUGCUUGCAAUGAUAAAAUUGGUAUUACAAUUGCUUUUGAUGGUUGGUGCAAUAUUGUAAAUCAGGAAUUAAUAGGCAUAAUAUUUAUUACGUCUUCGAGAGAAACUUUAAUUUGGAAAGCAGAAGAUAUUAGUAUUGAAAGACAGCGAAAAGAAGAAGUAAUAUCUAGAAUUUGUAAUCUUUUUGAAGAG